Messenger RNA from Salvelinus sp. IW2-2015, 3937 nucleotides. RefSeq names its product growth/differentiation factor 2. Gene Ontology annotation, cellular component: extracellular region. NCBI's taxonomy places the organism in Eukaryota, Metazoa, Chordata, Actinopteri, Salmoniformes, Salmonidae. The record is from RefSeq and is a predicted model, not a curated record. Gene Ontology annotation, molecular function: cytokine activity; growth factor activity. Gene Ontology annotation, biological process: BMP signaling pathway.
CCCACCAUGGAGGGAGAUCUGGAUUAUAGAUAAGGGUUUCGGGUGGCGAGAUGCAGAGAACGCUGUGUCUGACUAUCAGAUUAGUGUGAUUCACACAGACAUUUCUUUGUCAUUCAGCAGCUCAACUGUAGUUGAAUUUGGGCCUGUAUCACAGUCAGUUCCAAGUCUUCAGCCAUCCAGAGCUCCUGAUGUAUACACGGAUUCCAAAGUAACUCAAAUGAUGGACCCUAUUGCCAUGUACUGGACUUCGGUGGAAGCUGGUGGGAGGAGCUACAGGAGGACGGGCUCCUUGCAAUGGCUUGAAUGGAAUAGAUGGAACGCUAUCAAACACAUGGAAACAACAUGUACGACUCAGUUGCAUUUACUCACUUUCAGCCAUUGCAUUGAGCCCGUCCUCCUAUAGCUCCUCCCACCAGCCUCCACUGCUGCACUUAGACUAUUGGACUCAGGUGAGCUUUAGAUAUGAUGUCUUCAUACGGUACAAGACUCAAAAGCUGAACCUCUGUAAAUAAUAAUGUAACUAAUACAACUAAAUAAGACUUAUUUCUGUAAAUAAUUGCUGGAAUCUUAAACUAUGUUUUGCCUGUAGUGUUCACUAGUUGUGCAGUUUGAAUUAAUCUGUCAAAAUAAAUGGUUAAUACAUGAGAGAAUGUACUGUUACAAUAAAUAAUUCCAUGUUGUUUUCUGACAGUAUGCAUACUGUGAUGUUUUGUGGAAGAUAAAAUGUCAUGUUUGCAUAAGUUUGAAUCAGGAAUCCAUUGUCAUCAUAUUCAGCGAAGAAAAUGGAGAUAGACAGCACAUUCCUGCCACCUGCUGUUUUGAAAUAGAAAAUUGUUUUUUAAAAAUGGCCAUUUGAAGAGGUAGACCUCAUAUUGAUUGUUUUGAUGUUAUUGUUAUUGUUAUCAUGAGAGCUUAAUGUCUGGUUACCUAUAGACCACUAGUGCAAAGUUAUUACAUUCAAAAUUUUCCGCAUCACACUGUAGUUGAUUAACGUCAAACUACCACAAAAGUCUUGAGAAUAUUGUGCUAUGUAAUUUCUAUUCCAACAUUGUGAAUUGUGCAUUUAUCCUUUGUUUAGGCUUUGUCCGGUUUUGAUCGUGUGURCUUUAAUUGCCCAAAUAUGGCCUAGAUUGCCUCAAAACUUAAAUGGAAAUAAACUGAAUACUCCAUAAAGUGGAGUACAUGUAUAAUGAGAACCCUGGGAGAUUGGAUGGUGUUGUAAUAAUUUUAUGAUGACCUUGUCCUGAGUCCUCAUAGGCUGCGUUUACACAGGCUGCCCAAUUCUGAUCUUUUUUUCACUAGUUGGUCUUUUGACCAAUCAGAUCAGCACUGAAAAAGAUCUGAUGUGAAAAACUCUGAUGUGAUUGGUCAAAAAAACAAUCAGUGGAAAAAAAGAGCAUCCUACAUAUUUACAGUAUUAGUCAAGCAGCUAAUAUUAGAAUUACAAGAAUGUUUAGGAAAUAGGAAUGCGUUACUCAUUUCAGACUCAAAUAAAGAAAGUACCUUAAUCACCAAAUCACUUGUUUAUCUGGUGCAUUCCUCUCUAUGGAAAAUGCAUGUCAGAGGAUAUUUAACUGGCGUUUACUCAUAAAGAUAUCCCACAGAGGGGGGUCUGCCUGAAUGUAUGAGAGAGACAAACACACUGUUGGAAAGUGCCAGGACUCAGGCCAAUGUACUCAGACACAUUGGCCUCGGAUGUCACUGGAUCCUAGCCACGGUGUUUACUGGUGAUGAAGAAGGUGUUCUACACAAAUAAUUCCCCUUGGAAUAUUGAGUGCUGCCAAUUUAACCUGUAACUAACAUUUCUAAGCAAAUGUGUUAGUUCGACAUCUUUAUUGCUUGUGUAUCUGAAAGACUCUGAAGAAAACAUGUCCUGUACAAUAUGGGAAAGUUCUCACUAUGUAUUUUUCUGCCUCUCCUAACUUAUGGUGAUUUCCGUCGSCCUCAAACUAUGACCCGUUAGUGGGAAGCAAGUGGGAAGAAUUUAGCAAAGUGUUUGUCGGUAGUCUCGCAAUUUCCAGCGCCUCUCUCAUUAUCGCAGUGUGUCUGUCAAAUGUUUACAGAAUAUUCAUUAACGGCAAGCGCCCUAAUGAUAACAAGGCCCAAAUGAAGAUACAGUAUCAAUGGUCGAGAUACUAUUUUGGUUGAAACGAGGCUACUGUUUACUCUAGAACAUGGGAGCGGACCCCAGCUCUAGCAUAGAAGAAGCUCAAUUUCCACAGAUUGUCACCCAAAGUCCAUGUUAAAUACAUAGUGGGAACUGGGAAGGUAAAGUGUGUUGAUUGGGAAGGAUUUGCUCUGAAGAUGCAAUGCUCAAGGCGUUUCUUCUUCCAGAUGUAUCUGAGUUUGCUGGUGUCCACGGGGUCCUGUAGAUGCAAGUCACUGAACGAUGUCCUCCAAAGUGAAGAUCCUGAGGGCUUCACUGAGACUUCCAAGCAGGACCUGGUUGAAAAGGAGGAAAUGGACUCCAGGUUACAGAGCUUUCUGGGAAACAUGAAGGAAGGGUUUCUGAGAAAACUCAACUUAUCAGAUGUCCCACAAGAGCACAGCAAGAUAUACCCACCGCCGUUCAUGAUUGAACUGUACAACAAGUAUGCGUCCGACAAGUCCGCUAUGCCUCGUUCUGAUGUCAUUCGCAGCUUCACCGUUCAAGAUGUUAGUCACUCUGCAAAAAAUGGAACAAAGUCAAAACACAGACUGCUGUUCAAUGUAACUGUCCCAAAUCACGAAGAGGUCACCAUGGCGGAACUCAGGCUAUUCACCCUGCUGGAUAAUAGGGCGACCUCGCCAUCAACCUCCACCAAUCAGAUCGGGGGUUCCAUAAAGGUCUAUGAAGUGGAGUAUAAAGGAAACAAUGUCACAGCCCACUUUGUGAAUGGGAAAGACGUCGUUGGGGCCCAUCACUCUUGGGAAGCUUUCGAUGUGACCACCGCCAUCCAGAGUUGGGUCAAAUCAGGCCGUGGGGCCAGUGCAUUUGAGGUGGUGGUCGACAGGUGGGACUGUGGGCCUUUCAAAGGCGGAGGUUUUGACGUGAGCGUGGGUGCGGGGGAUAACCAGUCAGCUGCUUUGAUUGUCUUCUCUGAUGACCUGGGGAGCAGGAAGAGAGAGGCCAAGAAGGAGCUGAGGGAGGAGAUAGUCCAUGAGGAAGAGACGGUCUUCUCAGGGAGCGACUGGCAAGGGCCCGACUUCAAUGAGAUCCCCGUGGACCUACACCCCAGGCGGAAGAGGCAGGGGGACACCAGUUACUGCCGACGGACCUCCAUGCRCGUCAAAUUCAAAGAUAUCGGCUGGGACCAGUGGAUCGUAGCGCCCCCUGAGUAUGACGCCUUUGAGUGUAGAGGGGUGUGUUACUACCCCCUGACUGAGGACAUGACCCCUUCCAAACACGCCCUCAUCCAAACCCUGGUCAAUCUCAAGAACCCCAAAARAGCCAACAUGGCGUGUUGCGUUCCCACAAAACUGGCCCCAAUCACGGUCAUGUACCAGGAGAAUGGUGUCAUCACCUUGCGACAGAUGUAUGAGGAGAUGAAGGUGGCAGAGUGUGGAUGUAGGUAGUAAGAGGUAACAUCCAUGGUGGUUCCCUUUACCCUUUACUGUAAAUCUGUACAUUCCUGUUGUAAGAUGCUUUUGAGUUAUUUUAUUUAGUAUACGCUCAGAAAAUAUAUAAAUAAAACCUUUAAUUCAGUAUUUAUGAACUAUUUAUCAUUAUUGUAAUGGUUUUAGAAAACAAAAGAGAUGAUAAAUUGGAUCUAUUAUGAAGUCAGUGUUCAUCAAUUGUUUGAUAUCUAUAACAAAAUGAUCAUAAUCGAAAAGAUUAGAUUUUGAAAGUAUUUUUUAUAAGAGGGCAUUUCUGUAGUGUACGCAAGAGGCGUCACUACAGUACCUGGUUCGAAUCCAGGCUGUAUCACAUCCGGCCGUGAUUGGGAGUCCCACAGGG